Messenger RNA from Toxoplasma gondii ME49, 2033 nucleotides. RefSeq lists its product as hypothetical. Lineage: Eukaryota; Apicomplexa; Conoidasida; Eucoccidiorida; Sarcocystidae. Bases 213 to 2033 code for a protein of 606 amino acids. The transcript has a single exon. The record is from RefSeq and is a predicted model, not a curated record.
GGGACUGGGCGCCAGUUUGGGAUUCGAUAUCAUACGGAAAGCCGCUUUGUGGGGUGUUUACGCGGAAAGGAAUUGCCGCAAGGAGAUGCUACUCCUUUCCAGGUCCUACAGGCUCCCUUGCGGAUUUCAGGGGGAAGAAGGGGCAGAGAGCUUCACCAGAGAAGCUGCUGGCUCCUGAACUGUCUUGUUUUCUUUGUGCGACUUUCCGGGAGAUGAAGGCGCCAGAAGAUUCGUUCGCGUAUGCGGCGGAGAACGGUCUGAUCGAGUGGGCAGAUACUAAGGAGACAAGGUUCUCAAGUACAGCCAGUUCAAGCGAUAUGGUCAGCGAGGAUAGAUACAAUGAUUCUGGUGAUGAUCGGACGAAAGUCGAAAGGAGACAUUCAAAGGAAGGGAAGAAGCCCACCUGGGGUCUCAACAAACAGCACGAGCGGAACAGUGUGAAGGCGUUGAAAUGGCAAGCAGAGACAGAACCGAGAAAUGCGAGCCGACAGACUGACGACGAAGGCACAGAGCAUGGACUCGAGCACAAGGUACCCAUCGACUUGCACGCCUCCCCUGAGAAACACGAGGGGCGGCAGGAGCAGAUGAACCAGAGAAUGCGUGGUUUCCAUGGGUCGGCCGCCACGGGAUAUUCUACAGCCGCAAGCAGUGGAACAGAAUAUGGUGCCGCCGAGAAAGGACAGUCCGAUGUGACGACGGAGAGUGAGACGAAAGCACUGGCAUUGUCCAGGGAAGAAGAUAACGAUAUGUCGGAUGCUGCGAUGCCAGCGAACCAUGAUAUAAUAGACACAAGUGGGGCACGUGAGACGGCCGGAAGCGAGAAUACUCAAACCACUGUGACGUCUCCAUCGAGCAUAAGAGAUAAUGAGAGCUACAGCGCUUUUUUACGGGAGUUCAUGAGGCUUCACAAACAAGCCAAAGAGACACUAAAUCGGAGAAGGGACAGCGUUGCGGCUACAGAUCCAUCUCCUGAAGAAGUGUCAGCAUCUGGUGAGACGGCGGGUCUGCCCACAGACUCUUCUGCCUCGUCUACAGAGGCAGUGUAUGGCACUGGUGAUGAAGAUCCGCAAGACGGCGUUGUUGGUCCACCACAAAUUCUCAGCGGUGUUGACACGAAGACUGAAAAUCCAGCAACUUCUGCUUCCAGACUGGCACUGGAACUGCCCCAAGCAAUGCCUUCCUCAGCAGAUCCACCCGUGGAAUUGCAUAAUUCCGCCGACGUAACGGUACUGUCCCGGAUCGAUGUUUCCACAGCGAACGUGGCCCUACUGCCUGCAGCACCUGCGUCUACUCCAAAACCCAAUGGGCGCACCAAACAAGUGCCAGCCAACUCCAAUGUCAAAAUACUUCAUGUCGUUACUUGGUGCGCUGGCACUGCGAUAUUCGUAGUGGGAGCGGCACUUAUUCUCAUUUAUAUUCGUUGCUGGGUUGUCCCUCAAGAACCGCCAGCAAGUGACGGCGGCUCUGCAACCACUGCCCCUCGAUCGUCAUCGUCACCUUCCCUCCUGGCGUUCAUUGGGUGUCCAGCCGAGUCCUCAUUGUCUGGCCCAGUGCCAUUUCAGACUGGGAGUUGUUGUUCACCGAGUAAAGAUUUAGGUAUCCCCACUGUGAAGACCUCAGAAAGUAACCCUUCCCCGUACGCCAAUGUAGGUUCUCCAGCACCAAAUGGGAGCGAGUCCUGCUCGCACUCACACACGGUGUCGAUAGUAUCUUUCUCUGGGCCGGAGUGCUGCGACGACGGAGAAACGAAUGAAGGUGAACAGGAAAUUGAUACGGCGACGUCAAGCACUUCACGGUCGGCGAAGUUUGAGAGAAUCGGCUGUGACACGUUUGUUUCAGCGAUUGUUCGUGGCGUCCGCGUGGCAGCAGGCGUCUCCCAGGUGAGCCGCUCGACGGAAGAUUCAGUCAGUGGUUCAACAGCAGUGGUGUCAUCGCAGCUGCCAUGUCGUUCAUCAGACAAUUCGCGCCAGUCCCACCGACCCAGUCCAGCGGAGAGACUCGAGCGCCUGCGAGCAAGGAUCGAUGCACUGUGA